Molecule: messenger RNA, 1617 nt
Organism: Stomoxys calcitrans (stable fly)
Lineage: Eukaryota; Metazoa; Arthropoda; Insecta; Diptera; Muscidae
Product: galactose mutarotase
Exons: 7
Coding region: 281-1399 (372 amino acids)
Biological process (GO): beta-D-galactose catabolic process via UDP-galactose, Leloir pathway; glucose metabolic process
Molecular function (GO): aldose 1-epimerase activity; carbohydrate binding
Source: RefSeq, a predicted model, not a curated record
AUUGGCAUUUAAUAUAAAAAUGAAUUCUUGUCGCAUUGUUUGACAUUCGGUUCGGAUAAGUGAACUUAAGUGUUGUCGGUUUGCUACAACAAUCAAGCGGAUCAUAAAAUUUUAUUAAUAACACGUAAAUAGACUAUUUACGUACAAAAAGAGGCCCCCCACCUUCAACCAUACUGUGUCAAACUCCAAAUUGCUUACUAAAAUUCUGAAUUAACUGCCAUUUGAAGUUCAUCAGACAAGAAACGACGCGUCACUUAUCAGCGAAGGCUAUAAAACAAAGAUGAUUGUUAUAACGGAAGAUACUUUUGGCACAGCCAUUAAUCCAUUGACAAAACAAAUGGAGGAAAUAAAACGUUUUACCCUUACGAAUUGCAUGCAAAUGAAAGUGCAGGUUAUCACUUUGGGUGCCACCAUAACCAGCAUCCAAGUACCGGAUGCAAGUGGUCAUAUGGAUGAUGUUGUCCUAGGCUAUGAUGAUGUGGCAGGUUAUCAAACGCCAACAAAUCCCUAUUUCGGUGCCACCGUUGGUCGAGUGUGCAAUCGCAUCGGUAAUGGACGUUUCAUGUUGAACGGCAAAGAGAUACAGGUGGCUCGAAAUUUUAACAACAAACACCAACUGCAUGGCGGCUUCAUUGGUUUUGACAAAGUCCAUUGGCAAGUGGUGGGUCAACACAAAGACGGCAUUACACUGCAGCACCACUCGCCGGACGGACACGAAGGAUAUCCUGGCGAAGUAACCGCAACAGUGAAAAUCGCAUUAACCGAGGACAACUGUGUGCAUCUACAGAUGCAAGCGGAGACAACAAAAGCGACGGCUGUCAAUAUGACAAAUCAUAGCUAUUUCAAUUUGGCUGGACAUGUGGGCGGCAAGGCGGCCAUAUAUGAUCAUCACAUCAUGAUAAAUGCUGAUAAAAUAACUGAAACAGAUGCCGAUUCCAUUCCCACGGGCAAUUUCACAUCGGUCGAGGGCACACUUUACGAUUUGCGAAAAAUGGUUAAUUUGGGUGAACGCCUUAAAGCUCUAUUACCCAUCAAUGGUUAUGAUGAUAACUAUUGUGCGGAUAAGAACAAUGAUGGAGAGCGUGUGAAUGUUAUAGCCAAAGUUUCGCAUCCUUCUUCGGGGCGUUGGCUUGAAAUUGCCUCCAAUCAACCGGGUGUGCAACUUUACACAUCCAAUUCCAUGCCGGAUACGGAAAAAGGAGAGACUCCUUUGCAUGGCAAAAAUGGUGCUCUCUACUCGAAACUAGGCGCCUUCUGUCUAGAGACACAAAAGUAUCCCGAUGCUGUCAAUCAUGCCAAUUUCCCAUCGAUCAUUUUAAAUCCGGGUGAAAAAUACAACCACGAAGUGAUUUACAAAUUUGGCAUAUGUCGCAACAGUGGCUGUGCUAAACACGAUUAAAGCCGAAAAGGAUGUUUCGAACGAAAAAUGACUCUAACUGUACCCCGCCCCCAUACCACCACAAACAAAGGAACGUAAAUGGAUGUCAAUGCCAGUCAAUAAGGACUUAACCCUAAUAACAUGAUAACACACACACACAAACACACACACACACAUGCAUGCUAGCAUUCACAUAUUCACUGUGUUAAUCUGUAUAAAUAUACCCAAAUAUAUGGUGA